UACCCUGAAUUUCUGAAUGCAUUCUCACGUUUUGGGUGCUGUAAACGCGUUUUUUAACUGAUCAGUUUGUAAAAUUCUUUCUUCUAAUUAGUCCAUCAAAUGCUUCAAAGCAGAGAGAUUUUGAUUACAGCCUUUGUCGGGUGUGUUCUUCGUCUUGAAUCGAAUUUCUGAACCGUUAAACCGUGCAUAUGCAACACGUGAAAAAGAAGAUAGAACGGAGUACAUAGAGUACGUAGAAGUUAAAAAGACAAAUUGAUUGAUUGAAUUAAUUGACAAGAAAUUUUUCGACGGAAUUUUUCAACUUGAAAAAUGGCAAGAAGCAUAAAUCCUAUGGUGGACGGUUUUAAGAUUGGGGAUUUGAUGAAUGAUAAUGGAAUUAUGUUUGAAAUUGAAGAUGAUAUUAUUAAAAAUGAGGAGGAUGAAGAAUUUUCGUAUUCUUCACAUGUACAAUUUAGCAAUGAAGAAAUGUUAAAUAUGUUAAACAUGAAUGAUUUCGAAGAUGAAGACGAGGAUGUGAAAGAAACUGCAUCACUCUAUGGCAUAAGCUUUUCAAAACUGAAGACAAAGAUGACAAGCUUAACUACAAAUGGAAAAGUCAUGAAAUAUGUUAAACAGAAAGGUGUUGGAAAAAUUAUACCACCCAAUGCUCAAGCGAUUGUCCAUUAUGUUGGAUAUUUUGAAUACAGAGAUGAACCUUUUGAUUCUGCGUACUGUGUUGGGAAACCAAGAUCAUUACGUUUAGGCCAGAAUUGUAUUAUAUCGGGUUUAGAAAUUGGUAUACGUUCUAUGCAAAAGCACGAAAUAGCAGUAUUUUUGAUACAUCCUGAUUAUGCUUACAAGGCUAUUGGUUGUCCACCACGUAUUCCACCUAACGAGGAAGUGGUCUUUGUCGUUACUUUAGUUGAUUAUAUUGAUGAUGGCUAUGCACGAACAUAUCAAGAUCUUACCGAAGAGGAGAAACAAUUAUUUAAAUAUGUGUUACAGCCUGUGAAACAUAUGUUUAUGACUGCUAGAGACUAUUUUACAAAAUUUAACUACAAACAAGCGAUACGAGAAUAUACAAAAAUUAUUAAUCGUUUGGAAUCAGUCAAGUUAAAAGAUGAUUUAGAAGAAGAAGAAAUGAAUCAAUUACUCUCACAAGCUUACAUCAAUCUUGGAAUUUGUCAUAAUAAGGAAAACAUGCCUACUAAAGCUUGCUCAGCUUUAAGGAAAGUUCCAAAACCAACAGCUAAAAGCCAUUAUCAGCAUGGAAAAGCUUUGCUGAGUAUUGGAGUAUAUAAUGAAGCAAUGAAGGAGUUCCAGAAAGCUCAUGUGUUAGAACCGCACGAUGACUUUAUUAGAAAAGCAAUUCGGACAACAAAUGUGAAACAACGUGAGUAUCUGGAAAUAGAGAAACGCUUGUGGAAAAAUUGCUUCAGAUCCAAGGAUGAACAAAUGAAAGUAACUGAAUUUCGAAAAGCCGCCCGUGAUUUGUGUGAAAGACUUAUCAACAGUAACGAUGCAGUAAGGCAAAAUCUCUCAGAGGGUUUUACUAAAGAAGAAUGUGAUAUUAUACGCGAGGAAGCUGCUACAUUAGGAUUAAAUGUUGUUAUAUCUAACAGAUAUGAUAAAGAAACUAUAUUCCUUCAAAAGAACAAAUCAUAAAUUACAUUACUGUUGUUUAAAGUAUUUUUCCGAGGAAUUCUACAGAAUAAACUAUAAUAUUAACAAUCCAGUGAGAAAUGACAAUGAAUUCGACGUCAAUUCGAUGAUUUCGACAUCGAAUCGACAUCUAUGUCGAUUCCAUUGUCAUUUCUCACUCGGAAGGCUCCUACGAAUUCAAUAAUAUUGAUUUAUCUGGCUUCGAGCCGCGCUAGAUACUA
Acromyrmex echinatior (Panamanian leafcutter ant) is the source of this 1862-nucleotide messenger RNA. RefSeq names its product inactive peptidyl-prolyl cis-trans isomerase FKBP6. Gene Ontology annotation, cellular component: cytoplasm. Gene Ontology annotation, molecular function: Hsp90 protein binding; peptidyl-prolyl cis-trans isomerase activity. Gene Ontology annotation, biological process: piRNA processing; spermatogenesis. NCBI's taxonomy places the organism in Eukaryota, Metazoa, Arthropoda, Insecta, Hymenoptera, Formicidae. The record is from RefSeq and is a predicted model, not a curated record.